AUGUUGGUUAAGUGCACCUGUAGGAGAGAUAUGGUGACAAUAUCAAUGGAUAUUUUUGUGAGGAAAUUUCAACCAGAUAGAUAUCAGCUGUGGAAACAAGGCAAGGAUUUAUACACAAUUGAUCAUACAAAACCAACUCCGGAAUCAACACCUGAAGUAAAGAUCUGGCUGCAGAGAAGAAAGAAAAUAAAGAACUUUCCCAAGUGCUUCCAGCACACUAGAUCUCGAUCUAAAAAGCUUAAAACUCCAGAGGACAAGAGAAUAUCUGCUCUGGUAGCUGGUGCAGAAAUCAUAACGACUGAAGCAGCUGCUGAUGGCUUCAAGGUCAGUGAAGAACCUGGAAAAAAAGUGAGACGGGAAAACACAGGAGUGCCUUCUGGGGAAGAAGAAAACAGUAGUAGGAUGCAGCUGGAUCAGCAUUUAUUGGAUAAUGUCAAGGUUCCAGGAACCAUGCAGUCAGACUCAUUUUCAAGCCCUGCUCCUGUACUAGAGAAAACAAAAAUGGAAAAUGAGGACAGGGCAGAUUCCAGUCAUCCUGUCGUUACCAUUGAAGAUUCCGUGGCCUGUAUUCCUGCUUCUGAUAGCUGUAGAGAAGAAGAGAAUUUGGAAUCACAGGAUCACUGUGUUUCAUCUGUGCCAUACCUUAAGUCAGAGGAACAGACUCCUAAAGCAGAAAACCCAGAUAAAGAGGAGAAUGUCUCAAUAGAGGAUGAUGCCAGCGACCUAGACAUCUGUGGAAGUAGCUUGGAACACGGAGAAAUGCCCCUGGUAAAAAUAGAUGAAGAAGAUGGCAUGAAAACAUCCAGUUCAGUGGAAGUUGAAAGAAGGAAAAUAUCUAAAAGUUGGCGUCAUCCACUAAAUAAACCCCCAGCUAGGUCUCCAAUGAGUUUGGUUAAACAGCAAGCAGCAAGUGAUGAAGAACUGCCUGAGACUACCUUAAUUGAAGAGGAAGUUCAAGAGACAGAGGCGUGGGCCAGACCUCUGGUCUACCUUUGGCAGAAUAGAGUACCCAGUUUCAAUGCUGAAAAAGAGUACAAUGCAGCUUGUGCAAAAAAGGAACCACACUGUGCCAUUUGCACUCUUCUUAUGCCAUACUAUAAGCCAGACAAUCAUGAUGAAGAAAGUCCUACUUCUGGGGAAGCAAACUCAGCAGAAACAUUGACGGCUGAAAAUGAAAAGACUAAACCUCUUAUUCCAGAGUUGUGUUUUAUUUGUAGUGAAGAAAAUACUGAAAACUAUCCUUCAAAUGCCUUUCUUGAAGAAGAUGGGACAAGUCUUCUAAUUUCCUGUACAAAGUGUUGUGUUCGGGUUCAUGCAAGUUGCUAUGGUGUUCCUUCUCACGAAAUCCACAGUGCAUGGUUGUGUUCUAGAUGCAGAAAAGAAGCCUGGACAGCUGAAUGUUGUCUCUGCAAUUUGAGAGGUGGUGCCUUAAAGCAAACUACUGACAAGAAGUGGGCACACGUAAUAUGUGCAAUUGCCAUCCCAGAAGUCAGAUUUGGCAAUGUCACAGAACGUACACCGAUAGACACUAGCAGAAUACCUUUGCAAAGAUUAAAAUUGAAAUGUAUGUUUUGCAGACAGAGAGUUAAAAAAACCUCUGGUGCCUGCAUUCAGUGUUCAUAUGGACGCUGCCCAGCCUCCUUCCAUGUUACCUGUGCCCAUGCUGCAGGAGUGCUGAUGGAACCUGAUGACUGGCCAUAUGUUGUCUUCAUCACAUGUUUCAGGCACAAGAUCAACCAAAAUGUGAAACCUAAGGCAUGUGAGAAGGCCAUUACGGUUGGGCAGACAGUCAUUACAAAACACAAGAAUACGCGAUACUAUAGUUGCAGAGUCGUAGGAGUGACAUCUCAGCUUUUCUAUGAAGUCAUGUUUGAUGACGGCUCUUUCAGUCUGGAUACUUUUCCUGAAGACAUUGUAAGCAGAGAUUGCCUAAGGCUGGGCCCGCCUGCAGAGGGAGAGGUUGUCCAAGUGAAGUGGCCUGAUGGAAAACUGUAUGGUGCAAAGUAUCUGGGAACAAACACAGCUCACAUGUAUCAGGUUGAGUUUGAAGAUGGUUCUCAGAUAGUAAUGAAGAGAGAAGAGAUCUAUACAUUAGAUGAAGAGCUUCCUAAAAGAGUAAAAGCACGUUUUUCUACAGCUUCUGACAUGAGAUUUGAAGACAUGUUUUCUGGAGAAGAUAUUAUCCUGGGAGAGAAGAGGCAGAGAGUAUUGAGUUCCCGCUUUAAGAACGAGUAUGUGGGUGAUCCAGGGUGCCGCAACUUCUUGAAAAGCUCAUUCCAGAAGAAAUGCCUGAAGGGGCUAUAAAGGAAGCAAGAGCAAGACAGGGAUGUUGAUUAAAAGGCAUGCAGCAUUGUUUGCAAUUGCUUUUUGUUUUACAAUUAGCUAAUUCAUAGACCAGCCUCGUAAGCUGAAGUAUUUGAGUUCUGAUUCCUUCAGUUAAUGUUUUAAAGAUUUUGUAAUAUUUUGCAUUAUGAAACUAAAGGGAAACGAAGUGAAAGUAAGACAGAUUACUCAGUGAUAUGCUGGGGAAACAGUCCUGCUUGCAUUGAAAUAAGAGUUAAAAAUCCCCUUGAAUUAAGAGAGAUUAUUCUCAUUCAAAAUUUUAAUAAACAGAUGAUAAUUUCACUGGCUCUUUAUUUUUCUGCAGACAGGAAAGGAUGUUAAGUUCAAUACAGUUUUUAUAAAACAUUUUUAAAACAUGGAGAUAUGUACAGUAGUAAGACAAGAGUUGUACUUUAUACAGUGAUUUUGAAUUUUUAUGUAACUACUGCUUUCAGUAGGGCUUGAUGUGGGCUCAACUGUUGACUCAGAUAUUUUUGCCUUUUAUGAAAGAUAUCUUACAGCAAGGAUGUUUUGUAUAUUCUAAGAGGCAGAUUUUGGCAGUUAUUUUUGAACAUGCUUUUCAUAAGAUCUAUUAAAAUAGAUAUUUGUAAAAUAUAAUUUUCUUUCGUUAUGUGUAUGAAAAAUUAGAGUUUAAAUAUAUAUGCUUAACAGCCUAGUUUUGGAUGAAUAUGUUAUGGUCUUCUUUUUAAAAUAAUAUUCUAUCAAUGUAAUGAUGUUUUGACGUAACCAACCAAACAAAUAAAUACUGUUCUUCUACUUUAAG
Messenger RNA from Calypte anna (Anna's hummingbird), 3106 nucleotides. Its product is annotated as lysine-specific demethylase 4C. The transcript has 15 exons. The coding region runs from base 1 to 2304 and encodes 767 amino acids. Gene Ontology annotation, biological process: chromatin remodeling. Gene Ontology annotation, molecular function: histone H3K36 demethylase activity; histone H3K9 demethylase activity. The record is from RefSeq and is a predicted model, not a curated record. NCBI's taxonomy places the organism in Eukaryota, Metazoa, Chordata, Aves, Apodiformes, Trochilidae. Gene Ontology annotation, cellular component: nucleus.